AUGUCGAAAACUGCACGCCUAGCACUGCUUCUCUGUCAUGCAGCGGCCAUCACCGGGCCGUACUACCUCGCUUACGACUGUCCAGACAACUGCUGCGACCGGGUGCCGGAAUGCGCCAAUCUACCGGGUCAGACUGAUCAUACACUUACCUACGAGGACGCCCUGACCUGCAUCCAAGCGGUCGAGCCUGCUUGUGGCAUUGACGUGCACAUGUCCUUUGUUGCCGCUGGCCUAGACAUCUUCUACUACCAAACGCUUGCCACGGCUUCAAAAACCGGGAGUGCUUUGAUUGCCAUUGACUUUAGCGAUAUUUUCAAGGCGUUGCCGACGUUGCAGAUGGACCAGAUCGGCGACAUCUACUUGGACUGGGCAGCUGAUCCUGAUGCUGCCAGGUGCAAUCUGGUGGACGUUUGCGCUCCCUGGGGUAAAGACAACUAUUCGCUCAAUUGCUUUACGCCGAGCCGCAUGAAACUGAACAUUGGGGUAGACCGCAUGCUCGGCUCCUGGUUCGUGGCGUCGAAUCGCGUCGGCUUCAUCUCGCGGUACAUGAACGAAGAGUACUCUCAUCUACUCGCGUACCUACAUGGAACCUACCAAAACAAACAAGAGGUAUGCCAAGCCUAUAUGCAAGAUAGCACCGGCUCCGGCUUACACGCCGUGGUCAGCGGCGUCAUCAAACAUGCCCACCCGGACCAGCUGCCUGAACCGGACCAGACCAGACUAGGCUACAACCCGACCACCUACCAACCCGUUAUUACCACCACUACCUCGACCACCCAGGCACCACAGUAG
Gregarina niphandrodes is the source of this 792-nucleotide messenger RNA. RefSeq lists its product as hypothetical. The record is from RefSeq and is a predicted model, not a curated record. The transcript is spliced from 2 exons. NCBI's taxonomy places the organism in Eukaryota, Apicomplexa, Conoidasida, Eugregarinorida, Gregarinidae. The coding region runs from base 1 to 792 and encodes 263 amino acids.